Messenger RNA from Nothoprocta perdicaria, 2685 nucleotides. It is a transcript of the gene B3GALNT1, whose product is annotated as beta-1,3-N-acetylgalactosaminyltransferase 1 (globoside blood group). Gene Ontology annotation, molecular function: N-acetyl-beta-D-glucosaminide beta-(1,3)-galactosyltransferase activity. The transcript has 2 exons. NCBI's taxonomy places the organism in Eukaryota, Metazoa, Chordata, Aves, Tinamiformes, Tinamidae. The coding region runs from base 147 to 1109 and encodes 320 amino acids. Gene Ontology annotation, cellular component: membrane. The record is from RefSeq and is a predicted model, not a curated record.
CUUUCCGCUGCCGCGCGCGGCAGCAGCCCGGAGGAGGCGGCGCCGCGCCGCACGUAAGACGUGUGCUUCUGAACUUGUCAUCCAGAUUUGGAAGGCCACUGACAUUUGACUUCUGCAAAUUACUUGCUGCUCAGUUUGUUAAUGUCAUGCAUAUGAGACAUUUAAAAUGGAUUUUUUUGUUCCUCCUUUUAUUUUCUGUCAUAGCAAUAUGGUACAUAACUCUUUCCACAAACACUGUGAUUGAGAAUACAAACUCAAUGUAUUUUUAUGAGUAUGAACCAGUUUACAAACAACACUACCUCUUCACUUUGCGUGAACGCUUGAAAUGCGAAGACAUAAAUCCAUUUCUAGUCAUCUUGGUGUCUUCAGAACCAAAGGAUGUGAAGUCAAGGCAGGCCAUAAGAGUAACGUGGGGAUCUAAAAACUUCUGGUGGGGACAACGAGUUCUAACCCUUUUCUUACUAGGACAGGAAGUUCACAGAGAAGACAAUGCUGCAGUGCUGUCAGUAGAAGAUGAAAACAUUCUCUAUGGUGACAUAAUUCGCCAAGAUUUUCUGGACACAUAUAACAAUCUUACCUUGAAAACAAUCAUGGCAUUUAGAUGGGUAACUGAAUUUUGUUCAAAUACUAGAUUCUUCAUGAAGACUGAUGAUGAUGUUUUCAUCAACACUGGUAAUUUAGUAAAAUUUCUCCUAAAGCUAAAUUCCUCAGAAAAUAUUUUUACUGGUUAUCCUCUUAUAGAUAAUUUUGCCUACAGAGGCUUUUACAAAAAAACAUAUAUUUCUUAUGAGGAGUAUCCAUUCAGGUUAUUUCCUCCCUAUUGUAGUGGCAUGGGUUAUAUAUUGAAUGGGAAACUUGCUGUGAAGAUCUAUGAAAUGAUGAGUCAUAUCAAACCUAUUAAAUUUGAAGAUGUUUAUGUUGGAAUUUGCCUAAGUAUGCUUAAAGUGAACAUCAGUAUUCCAGAAGACAAGCAACAAUUCUUUCUAUAUAAAAUUGACUUUGAUAUUUGUAAGUACAGACAUUUAAUUGCGGUACAUGGUAUAACAUCAAGUGAAAUAAUCAGGUUUUGGCAAGUUUUGUCAUCAGAAUCUUCUCUUAAUUGCCUUUGAUAUGAAUCAUCUUGAACCUCUGAAUUUCAGGGUAAAAAUUUUUAAGAUAUAGGGAAAAAUGAAACAGAACCACAUGUUUAGAUAUGAUUGACUGAAGGAGGGCUACUUUCACUGAGGCCUUGUAAUCAUCUUAAAUGGAAAAUUCAGGCCUGCACCGAAUACCUUGCACGUAUGUAUCCUGUGCACGUAGGACAAUUUGUAAUGCUCCAGCCUGACUCCCUCUGACACUUCCCUCUGCAGUUUGCUGUAACAAUUAGCUUUUUACCUCAGUCUCCUGGGAUUUAUGAAAUCUCACCCACAAAUGUUUCUUCUGAGAAACCAGCUUUGCUGGUGCUUUCCAGCUCCCUAGUCAGCAGGGCCCUUUGUUGUUUUGCAAACUAUCUUCCUUUGCCACACUCAAAAAAGUGUUCUCUGCUCAGCAUGAAACUUCAGCUACCUUCUUACUGAUGUGUAUCACCUUGGUGACGUUUCUGAGUGUUACGGGGCUUUGGAACAUUGGAUCUUACUGCUAUCUGCCACAUCUGAUGGGGAAUUCUGAAAAAUAUGGUGUACACUGUACACUGUGUGUUUGUAUCUAUAAAAUAGAAGGUUUUGAUGUCUUAAGCAGUGUUAAUAGUCACAGAGUUUGAAGGCCAGCUGCAGAAAGGUGCAUGCAACUUAGUUAAUAUAUUAUUUCUUAACAUAGUAAAAUCAUACGUAUGUGUGUCUGCUAAUGCAUUGUAAGAGGUAUUGUAGGCCAAAUAAAAACAGACAUACUUAAAUUGUGAUUUUUAUAGUUUUUUUCUGAAGUAGUUUUCUUGUUUCAGAUACUACAAUUUAAGGAGGAAAGUCUAGGAAUCUUAAAGAAGACAAAUGCAAUUAUAUCUGUAAAGACGGUCAUUUUAAUAACUUUAUUCAUAUCAGCAAAGCUAAGUUUUCAGUAGUUGACACUUCUAGUGGACAACAAUACAGAAUCUGUAAUUGCGUUAACAUAAUUAUUCUUGACACAUCUACUGCACACUGAAGAUACUAGAGUUACUCCUGUACAUCUGGAAUGACAGAGCACUGCCACCUUAUUUGUACUAAAGCUAAUAUGUUAUGAUAUAUUUACAUUUGGCUGUCUUUCAGAUAGAUAGUCUCUUAGAGACAAAUUAGAAGAGAUGCAGAAACCUCUAGUACUAAGAUUGAGGUUUCACCCUUUUUUGUUACAAUGUGGUUAUGGUCAGUAUUGGAUUUUGCUGCCUUUUCAAUAACCGCGCAUAGUUCUAUAAUGGAAUUAUAGGACACGUUUAACUAUAGGUGAGGUUUAUGGGGAGAACACUGUCAACCAUUUCAGAUUUCAGUUUUUAUGAAUGUAUAUUAGGAGGGUCAAAGCUUUUCAAUAAUAGUUUUUCUUUUGUUGUUGUUACUAAAGUAAGUAGCUAAAGCUACAGUAUUGCAUAAUUGAGAAAGGAAUGUUAUUGUAACCUGAAAACAGAGGUAAAACUGCACCUGUUCUUAUGGUUUUAGGAACUGUCAUUUGAUUAUUUUAGUGUUGUGGUAAGACCUGAGAGCUCUGUGAAAAAUGGUUAACCUCUGAUCAUAUAUACUUUUUUCC